Messenger RNA from Sitophilus oryzae (rice weevil), 603 nucleotides. RefSeq names its product deoxyuridine 5'-triphosphate nucleotidohydrolase-like. Gene Ontology annotation, molecular function: dUTP diphosphatase activity; magnesium ion binding. Gene Ontology annotation, biological process: dUTP catabolic process; dUMP biosynthetic process. The record is from RefSeq and is a predicted model, not a curated record. The coding region runs from base 1 to 603 and encodes 200 amino acids. NCBI's taxonomy places the organism in Eukaryota, Metazoa, Arthropoda, Insecta, Coleoptera, Curculionidae. The transcript has 4 exons.
AUGUCUGCACCUAAAGAAAUAAACAAUUUAAGUGAAACAAUUGUGAGAAAACUUCAAGAAAUUGUAACUCAGACAAUGGAACAAGAACAAGUUCCGAUCUUAAAAUAUAACAAAAUUGUUUCACAUGCCUUUGAACCAACCAAAGGUAGUUUAAAAGCAGCAGGGUAUGAUUUGAAAAGCCUGCUAAAUACUAUUGUACCAGCGAAAGAUAAAGCAACAAUUCCAACUGGUAUAAAAUUGGAAUUGGAACCUCAAAAUUGCUAUGGUAGAAUAGCACCAAAGUCUGGUUUGGCUGUAAACCAUUUUAUUGAUGUGGGAGCAGGAGUUAUUGACGAAGAUUACAGAGGAGAGAUUAAAGUGGUUUUAUUCAACCAUUCAGAUGAAGAUUUUCAUAUACCCUGCUUCGCGAUCAGUCGAACAGCAGCCGCUGCAGCGCGGGCUGUCGCUGCUUUAGUCGCGCUGCACAAGCCAAAUUGGUUCCAUUUGAAACUGUACAAACCAGUGCAGCGGCUGGAGGUGCAGCUGCUAGCCGCCGCCGCAGCCAGCCGCGGCACCGAAAUCGCACCUCAAGUCUCACUCAGAAUCUUGAAAUUAGUGGAGUAA